Messenger RNA from Amoebophrya sp. A25, 670 nucleotides. The record is from the annotation of a GenBank genome assembly. Lineage: Eukaryota; Dinophyceae; Syndiniales; Amoebophryaceae.
CGAAAACUACUUGCUUCUCGAAAAGAUAACGACGCUGUCUCUCCUGCUCAACGAGAAUCGGAGGCGGGUUCUCUUCGCCCACCUGCUGAAGCGCUUGGUGAAGAGGUUCGGCUGUAGAGCAACACUUUUUCAUCCGUAGAGAAGGGGCAAAUACAAAUGCAAGCAGAACACAACUAGAGAACAAGAGGCAGGACCUCUUAUGGUCCUUGGUGAAUGAUAGCGGCUAGAAGAGACGACUGGAGGAAUGGUGGAAACUUAGUCGAAGACUACAAGAGUCGCAGGCCUUUUCUUAUCAUGAUUGACUUUGUAUUUGAUUUGGCCCGGCCGUUUUGGAUGAAUUUAGAAGGAAGACCCUUGGGGUGAGGACGUCCUCGAGGUGAACGGAAGGCGUGACAACACCGUCCUCUUUCUGUGUGUAGAUGGAGUAAAUUGAAAGUUAAAUACUUGGGUGCGUCUGGUCGGGUAUGAACUAUGUCUGGCCGCGAUCGCAGCCCCGAAGAAGAAGCUCAACAAGACGGUGAUCAAGCAUAAGAUUAAUUAGUUGUAGUUCUAGCUUCAUGUUGUUCAACGUGAAGCUGAAAUGAUGCGUAGUUCUAAGUGGAUAACGAGGCGAAGAAACAUUGUACUAUUACUCGAUGAGGGCGGGCCGAGAUCAUUGAACUCAAACGAG